AUGUCCAGGCCAUCUAAAAAACAUAUAAUCUCUCCUGAUGCCUAUAGCACCUGCAAAAGAUCUAAAUCAGUCACUAAAGCGAGUAAUGUGAAACCUUAUAAACACACUGAUCAGUCUGCAUCCUACUCUGAUCUUCCCUCACCCACACUAAACGUGCACCGUUUACUUGGACAAGACAUAUCACUACCUUGCAUCUCGCUUGUCGAUAUAAAUAAGAGCAGUCACAAACCGUUAGAGUCGACAUCAUUUGUCAGUCCAAACAAAAGCACCACAUGUUGUGAGCAGUAUUUAGACAGUGCUGUUGACCCCAAACACCCAGCAAUCUCACAAUCGGUCAUCCUGAAUAGCGGCCCACGGAGUACAUGUAAGCCUGCCUACAAUAGCCAGCCCGAUGAUGUAGAUCUUGACUACUCACCCAGACAUAUACCCCAGACACAUCCCCCAACCAAGUGUGCACAAAGUGACCAUCCGCUAGACACAUGCAACAGGCCUGUAUGUAACCAUAUCGACCUUAAAAACUUUGAUAUAAACUCCAAUAAUCUCACCACUGGUGGACCUAAAAGCAGCAAAACAGAACUUAGCCUCACCCAAACUAUUCAAGACCUAUUACCGUACAAAUAUUUAAUCAGUGUUCCAGAAAAUCCCGAUCUGGAAAUUAUAAAAAACACUGAAAAAGUAAUUGACCAUAUAUCAUCUGAAGUGUUGAAAAGACUUCAGUGUAUGCAGAAUGUCAUUGUGUAUAAUAUACCUGAUAGUACGAACAUAAAAAUCGCUAAAAAUACUCUACUACAAGAAUGUGGAUUGUCGCAAUCUUGGUGUGUAACAAGAAGAUUACGUAAAGCACACACUAAAGCCUCCUGUCCCAUUCUAUUUCAGUUUGGUAGCACCACUGAAGAUAAUCACCUCAUCAAUAGUCAGUCAUUACUGAGGCGUAUUCCAACAUUUAAAAAGAUUAGGAUCAUUCAUGACAGGACCGCUAUCCAGCGUCGAAUCUGCAAUGGAACACAAACUGAUCAACCCAGCUUACGUAGCCGCGGCAGUUACAGCUCUUGUCACUGCACAAACCCUAAAAUAUCAUACACUGCCCCCCCAAAAAAUGGAGGCACGUCGGACACUGCUAUUAGACCUAAGGACAAGACCGCACAUAAAGCAGCUGCAACCACUCACCCUCAGCCCAAACACUCAGCUACCCCGAAAUGCCAAACCACUUAUGCCUCAAUAGCGUCCAAGUAUUACCCUAGCGGCCCCUAUAAAAUGCCUAAAAAUGAUCCUCCCAGGAAUUGCGCUAACAGCUACAGACUCUCAGACACCGCUGUACGAAAUAAUACCAAACUCUCCGUAAAAACCCACCAAUACUCCAGCACCCCUAACCCAAAACAUGCACCUUCUCAUAGCAAUAGAAUGCCCUACAACAAACAUAGUGAAGUGGCAACACCCACACGUGAUACCCAUAAGUCAUAUGGUGUCAACCUUGUAAGCCCCAUGAACCAACACAAAACUAUACACAACAGAAACACCUCUCCUGGCAACAAUAACGAGCAUUCCUCCAUUCCUUACCAGAAACAUACAACCUCCCCAACUAACCACAAUAGGACUAAAAUUGCCCACCGCACACGAGGAAGCCAUAACGUUGGCCUACUUGGGAACCCACCUACUGAUUCUAGGUACUAUCUAAGUCAAGCCACCCAAUACAACGGUUUAGUCCCCCCUAAUUCGACAUACACACUAUCUCAUCCUUUUUUAUCUCUCUCCCCCUCAACAUUACUGCUAUGGGGUCUCCAAAUGUUGAGGGCGACAAUCCCACUAUUCUGA
Messenger RNA from Schistosoma curassoni, 1812 nucleotides. NCBI's taxonomy places the organism in Eukaryota, Metazoa, Platyhelminthes, Trematoda, Strigeidida, Schistosomatidae. The record is from the annotation of a GenBank genome assembly.